AUGUCGUCGUUCGCGCCGGGUGCCUCGCCGCUUCUCCGCCUCACCCCGCUGCAGUUAUCCGAACUGCCGCCGCACCCCGAUCUUCCUCUUGGCUCAUCGGCUAUCCAGUCAUUGAAUCCCAAGAAGGAAGAUGUGGAUCAGCCGGAUCUUCUUCCCUUUAUCGUUACUCUUCUCAACGACGGUCUCUCGUUUCUGUCCAAGUCUCAAGUAGAGGCCAACUUCAAGAAGACUUCUACUAAGAAAGCAGACGGCUCCAAUGCCUCCGUCGAUGUGCUCACACGGAACUUCUCACGGUCAGCGCUAGAACGUGACGUCCCGUGGUACAACGAAUCUAGCAGCAUCAACGCAGGAGUGGACCCGCCCUCCGGCCAACGGGCAAGCAAAGCGCCAGAAGCGGACUCGAGUGCUGCAGCGAGCAACAGCCUCGCCGUUCCCACCGCCCCCGUGGACACGCGCCGCGCACGCUCUCCCAGCAAUGCGUCCGCUCGAUCCGUCGGCUCUGGCCAGGCUCCCAAGAUACGUAGGAAGAAACCCACGGACAUUCUGAAUGAGUACUGGUUCACCCGGCGCUCUGUCCACAACUGCGUAUCCGCCAAGCUUGAGUCCGGCACCGCAUCUUGGGAGCAAUUCGUAUUCGGCUUGCUACACAACCAUUCCAAGAACGAGCAAGAGUUCACGCCAAAUCUCUUCGACACUCGUAAGGCCGUCGACUGGGACGGCCAAGUGCGAAAAUUAGCUGAAGAAGGGAGCCUCCAGAGGAAAGGUUGGACCGAUGUCAGUAUUUCCAUCAACGAGAUGUGCCACGCGCUGCCCGGCAUACUCGCACCGCGAUGUUUCGGUGUUUUGGUGGUGGGUGGUAAGGUGCUUCCCGAGCAAGCUGUAGACGGCGGUGGUAGCAGCGUGAGGCCUAGCAGCGACAGCGCCAAGCGGUGGGCUGACGGCGAGAAGCAGAAGUUUGUCGUUGUCACGGUUCCCGUGAAGCUGGGCGUCGGCGUCAAAAAGGCCUUUUAUGCCAACCACCGAAAUCGUAAGGAAGGAGAGGGCCAGCAGAGAGAGGAGGUCGUUCAGGGACUUUACACCGCCGUGGAAACAUGCACUCUGAGGUCGAAAGGUGCAGGCGAGGGAGAGGAGGUCGAGUGGAUCAUGACUACAGCUAGCGACGCUGCGGGCAACUUGCCAAUGUGGAUGCAGCGAAUGUCUAUCCCUGGAGUGUUACCCAAGGACGUGAGCUUCUUCAUGAAGUGGAUCAAGGAUGUUGACGAAGCAAGGAUCGAGGACGACUUGGGUGGCGCGUGA
Messenger RNA from Cyphellophora europaea CBS 101466, 1296 nucleotides. RefSeq lists its product as uncharacterized. Bases 1 to 1296 code for a protein of 431 amino acids. The transcript has a single exon. Lineage: Eukaryota; Fungi; Ascomycota; Eurotiomycetes; Chaetothyriales; Cyphellophoraceae. The record is from RefSeq and is a predicted model, not a curated record.